Molecule: messenger RNA, 390 nt
Organism: Ambispora gerdemannii
Lineage: Eukaryota; Fungi; Glomeromycota; Glomeromycetes; Archaeosporales; Ambisporaceae
Source: the annotation of a GenBank genome assembly
AUGACGUCUUCAAAGACGUUAGAUGGGUCGUUUGUUAUCAUUGAACUCGAAGAAAGACCUCCUUCAUACAACGAUGAUAGUAAACAACAACAGCAAUUUCCUCUAAAUAUUGAUGGGGUGGUAAAUCCCGACAUGCUAGAUGCGCAUUUAGCCUUGCUAAUGAAAUUCAAAGAAUUAGAACAAUCUGAUGAAGAGAUGGAAGACCAAAAAAUGCCUAUUCCUCCACUUGAUGUUUGCUUAAUAUGGCACGCUCAUUGUCUUUCGCCACUACGCUAUUAUGAAGAUAUGCUACGUCUUCACGAUCCUCAAAAACACGAUCAUAAUUUUCCGUUAGCUCAAUUGGCAACUGAAUUACCCAGUCACGCUCUUUAUAGUGGAACUCCUUUAUAG